Mercurialis annua (annual mercury) is the source of this 617-nucleotide messenger RNA. RefSeq lists its product as uncharacterized. Lineage: Eukaryota; Viridiplantae; Streptophyta; Magnoliopsida; Malpighiales; Euphorbiaceae. Bases 138 to 527 code for a protein of 129 amino acids. The transcript has 2 exons. The record is from RefSeq and is a predicted model, not a curated record.
AUAAAAAGGUUAUCAAGCGAUGUUAAUUUUUGCAUUGAAUACAGGCUAUACACCCUGACAACUUCUGUUUCAGUUUCUCAUAUCAACAUAUCAAACUCAAAAAAAGAACAAAACCAUCUCAAGAAAACAACCAAUCUAUGGCUUCUAAUUCUUUAUCUUCUUCUUGUUACUUAACUCUAGUAAAGCCAUCUUAUAAUAAGUUCAUUAAUCCCCGUCGAAUCGUACGAGUUCGAGCACAAAGCUUUAGAGAUGAAGGAAGGUCAUCAAUUGACAUUGUUGAAGAAAAUUUGAGUGUUUUAAAAGAGAGAAUACAAGAAGUUAAGGUAAAGGAGAAGCUUGAGAGAUGUUGCAGAUGUGAACAUGGAUGGAAUUAUGCAGCUGGGUACAAUUAUAAGAUCAAGAAACAAGCAGAUUUAUCUCAGUUUCUUGAUCUUUUAAGGUUGAUUUUUGGUGCUUUUGGUUUCAGUUGUGUAAGUGGUACUUUUGUUCUUUGCAUUGUUUCAUUAAUAGUUCAUUUGAAUCAGUAGAAAAUAUUAUUAUUUCUAUAUUUUUUCCGAAUGUAAAUGAUGGAUAUUCAUAUUGAUUGAUUCAUUGUAAGUUUAUGAUAUUGUUAUAAA